CGAAAGCGUCAGGAUCAAAGAGCUCUCUUGUGAGCAAUUUCUCGUGUGCUUCUAUUGAUAGAAGUUGAUGUGAAAACAGAUAGGCUUUUUAACUUUCCAGCAACUAUUCAAAGAAGAUCCAGCGUCGAGCUGCUCCCGCACACCUAGUUUACCGUCUUCCUUAGCAGCAGAAAUCCCUAAGCACCGAUCAUCCCAUCUUCUCCACCGCUGAAAUGCCAGCGAUAACACCAUACAGGACCAUGCGAGGCCACUGGCAUACCGGCUUCGUAGAAGGUGUUGUGCACCCGCUGCCUGGAGGGCAGCGAAUCAUCACGUGUUCGUAUAACGGUCCACCUAAACUGUGGGACCUAGAAAGCGGCGCUCAGAUAGGCGACGACUGGAAAGAUGAGGGGGAUAACGUGGGAUUGAAGACCAUAGCAUUAUCUCCGAAGGGCGACAUGAUGGUAAGCGGAAGCAUUGAUGGGACAAUGAGGUUGUGGGACGUUAAGACGGGAAAGGUCACCGCCAGAUGGAGAGGACACACUUCAUUUGUGCGGUGCGUGUGUUGGAGUCCGGAUGGUGAACGAGUAGUAAGCGGAGGAAACGGCGGAACAGCAAAAAUAUGGAAUGUCAACAGCGCUGCACCGGUCCUGGAUCUGAAACCAAUCAAGACGGGGUACGAGUCGGUGCAUGCGGUGAGCUACUCGCCUGACGCAACAAAAAUCGCGACUGGGGGUUUCAAUGUUAGCAUCUGGGACGCCAAGACAGGCAAGCGACUCUCGAUUUUCAGGGCUAGUACUUUUAGCACCGAGUCGACAGUCGGACCCGCUGGAGUCGUCCGGAGCCUGGCCUGGACGUCGGAUGGAAAGAAACUUAUCUCCGGAUCCUCGGGUGGGUCGAUUACGAUAUUCAAUUUAAACACUGCCACAUGGCUGCAGACCGCCGUUCUUAAAGGUCACCGAAGCCCUGUCUAUGGCCUCGCAUUGUCACCAAAUGACCGUUUCCUUGUGGGCACAUCAGAGGAUCAGACUGUGCGUCUGUGGAAUCUCGAUACAAAGUUCCUAGUCGGUCCACCCCUCCAGCACGAGCAUUCUGUCACCAAUGCAGCCUUGUCUGCUGAUGGAAAGCUGCUAUCCACAGGUUGUGCGGAUGAAAACACGUACGUGUGGAACAUUCACGCCAUCCUCAAAGCAAGUGGCCUAGAAAACCUCUUACCCAUACUUGAUGCACCAAAAAUUGAACUCAAGCAGAAGGUGCACGAGUUAUCUCAUGGCUCUUCAAACACAGAGGACAUUUCCCCCUCCGAGUCGUCGCAGGACUUAGAAGUUAAGUCAUUUUUGGAGGCUGAUGCUACGGGAUGUCCUGACCCGCUCGGGGAUGUUAAUCAACUCCCACCAGGUUUUUUUGACGACAGGAAAGCCGAUGCUCAUACUAAGUUUCAGUCCGCCGCAACAGCUGAUGCUCGUCCUAAUUUUUUUGCACUCCGUGGUCGCCUUUCCUCGUUCCUUCGUCGCUCUCGACCAAAUGAAGCGAUUGAAACUCAUAAACCUCCAGUGUCUUUGGAGUCACUCCUAAAUCGCCUGUCCUCGCUCCUUCGCUCUCCGCCGAACACUGAUGAAAUAUCCGAACUUCCGCAACCCCCAAUUCUUGCGCGAUUAAGUCCACAAAUGCUCCUCGGUCACCUGUCCUUACUCUUACCCCAUUCUCGACUCCACACUGACGAGGCAACUGAACCUCAGCAAUCCCCAACGCCCCCGGGGUCACGUCCAGGUGUAUUUAUUGGUCGCCUGUCCUCCCUCUUCCGCUCACCACCCAACACCAAUGAAGCAACCGAACUUCAGCAAUGGUCAAGGCAAAUUACCUCUUUUCAUUGCAGUCCUCGGGUUGUCGAAGUUGUCGCGCAACGCGACAAACAAGCAUUGUAUGUUUCUCCGCCGCCGCAGGAAACAGCUAGUGAUAAGGCGAAACGCAUCAAGAACCCCACACGAUGGGUUCGUGUAGUGUUGUUUCUUUGUUGCGUCUCUCCUGGUACCGACGAGACUCAUUGUAGCACAUAGCUAACUAUCUUCUGAAUCGUCUAGACAUUCUAGUUUUUUUGUCUCGUACAUAGCUUACCGACUACUUCAUCAAAAUAUGUAUUUCAUAUUUUGUCUCGUUGUGCUCAAAUCCAGCACAUAUUUCUGUACAGAUCCACUAUGUAAACCUGUAUGUAGC
Molecule: messenger RNA, 2193 nt
Organism: Suillus clintonianus
Lineage: Eukaryota; Fungi; Basidiomycota; Agaricomycetes; Boletales; Suillaceae
Product: WD40-repeat-containing domain protein
Exons: 5
Coding region: 213-2036 (607 amino acids)
Molecular function (GO): protein binding
Source: RefSeq, a predicted model, not a curated record